CGAAGCUAUUUCAACAUGGCGGAUUUUUAGUGAAACUUGGAGAUUUGCAAACUCUUACAAAUUUAGUCUGUUUAAAAUGGCAGAAUUCCCUGACUUUGGAAAGCAGUGUGAUGUUGAGAUUUGUAAGCAACUUGGUAGGUUAUUUCCCUGAACUCUAUGUGUACUUUCUUUUACAAGCUGCUAAACUUUUUCAAAGCGAACAGAAUUUUCUUAUUUUUUUGCGUAGAUUUUCUUCCAUUUAUUUGUAAUGGAUGCUCUGGUACCUUUUGGUAAGUAUCAUUAUUCUGCUUAUCCUAUUUAAUCUAAUACCUAUGCAAACAAUUUUGGAAACCAACGCUUCCCGUGAACAAUCACGGCAUUGGAAAAAUGUGCUGUACUAAAAAUAUUAAUUAUAGCAACGUUUAGUUAAAUAAAUACAAUGAAUUACAUGGUGUGUUCAUCAGUGCUGGAGUAAUUCUUAUGUUUAGCGUCAACUGAGAUAGUGUUUUAUUGCAUUGAAAGGUUUAAGGCAAAAAAUUACCGUACUUUUUUCAUUAAAAGUAAUUUAUGUUUAUAAAGUGUAUUAAACGUAGCACACAUUUUUAUAGUCCUGUUUGAAGGGUUAAGUUAAGAUUUCAGUAUUAUCUGUAAUAAACCUUGCACUUUUUACUAUCAGAUCUAAGAUUUGAUUUUGAUAUUUGAUACAAAUAGAAACUGAUACAGGUUUUUUUUUUUUCACAGUUUAGAACAUCGCUCAAAGUCAUCACACAACUGCACUGUUGAUGAUCAAAAAUUUAAGGUUCAAAAACAUGUAUAUAGUUUGAUGUGUAUAUAACCUGUACAUAUUGAAGGAUGGAUUUGAGAAAAACUUUUGAUUAUUAAUGAAAAGUAAUCAUGAAAACAUCGAACCCUUUAACUCCCAUGAGUGAUCAAGAGAGAAUGUCUCUUUACAGUGUCAAUGCAAUAUAAAGUAGACAAGUGAUGAGAGUAAAGAAGAGUAAAGAUCAGGAGAUUUUUAAUUGAUCCAAUAACAAAUUCUCCAAACUAACAUCAUAAGAAUUGUAUGGCAGAUACUAAGGAGAAUAUCUCAUUAGAUUGUGGGAGUGAAAGAGUUAACUGAUCUCAGCGCCGUGAUUUUUUUCUGCAUUGUUGUUGUUAGGGUACCUUACUUUAUUUUAGACAUGGCAGCAGUCAUCAAGUGUAGGCGAGGUCAAUAAUUAUCAUGUUUAACAGCUGUGGUUUAAAGUGUUAUCGAUAUAUGAAAGGAAGAUUUAAUUUCCAUUUGUUACAGGGAGAUCCAUCAAAGACUUCAGUUUCAAAUGGUUGCUUAGAGUGUUCACUGAAUGAGUGCAACAGUAGAGAGUUGGUUCCAGUGUUAUGUGAACAUUGUCACAAAAACUACUGCCUCAGGUGAAUUUACAAAGUUUCAUGUAUCAGUCAAUAAUGACAAAAAAAGUAACAAACUUUGAAUUAAUGCAGGAAAUAACUGAAAUAAUGAUUAAUUUUGAAAAAUGAUGUAUAUUUUAAAGAGACAACUUCAAGAAGAAUUGCUGACUUGUAUAUGUCCAGAUGUACAAACAAAAUUAGUAAUGCAUCCUCCACAAGCUUGAUCAAACCUCUCCUUCACACCUUAAGGCCUCUUUCAUUUUUUUUUCCAAAGGGAUAAAAUCUGGUGUUUACCAUUUUGUACUCAAGCUAUUACAGGCAUUUUGUAACAAGAAGCUCAAAGUUUAUGAAUAAUUUAUUUGAAUUUUCAUGCAAAGCAGAGCAGUAAACUUGCCAGUCUUGAUUUUUCACCUCCAUAGACCUUCAAAUUUUGGUGAAAAACCAAGAUGGUGAUGAAGAACAUUUGGGCUUUGUGUGUCUUUUGUAAGAGUGACUGCUGACCAGAAAUGUUCCUUAUCACAGGCAUAGGCAUCAGGUUGAUCACCAGUGCCCAGGUCUCCCUCAGAAACAACCCAGAGUGACUCCUGAACAAAGAAUACAACAAAUCAUUGGUAAAGUCACUUGAUAGAGUAAGGUUCUGUAUACAAAAUUACAGCUGAACCUGUAUUAAGCAGCACUGUAUUUAGGGGUCACCUUGUAUCAAGUGGUUGCUUUUCAAAAUCCCAAAAUAUCUUCCUCUUAUUUACUGUAAUUUUCACCUCUGUUAAAGGUUCACCUCUAUUUAGGGGUUUAACUGUAUAUAGAAAGUGACAUCCAGGACAUGUAAUAAAUGACUAUUGAAAAGAUGAUGUGAGGGGCUAACUGGUUUGCAUCUUAUCUGAGGAGUAUUUCCACAAAACCUUAGUAGAGAAGGGAUCCAUGGAAGGAGAGCUGUAUAGAGCCUAAGGGACAUCAUUUUAUAAACCACCUUGACCUGGUUAUUCAAAGUCUCGUUAGGGCUAACCCAGGGUUACAUUUUAAUCUAGGUUUCUUUAUUUCUUUGUUCACAAGCCCUCAUGAGAUAAUUUUUUCUAUUCUCUUUAGGAUAUCCAAUAGUAAAAUUGUAGACAAAGAGAAUUGUACUGAAUUUUCUUUUAAAGCUUUCAGAUCUGAAGUCAGAUUUCACCUUAACCUUGGGUUAUCUUAAUCCAGCUUUGAAUAAUCCAGCGCUGGGCCAUAUACUGUCCAUCCUUCACUGGAGAUUUAGAAAUUUCUUAAGUCUAACAUUUGUGCAAAGUUGUGAAGUAAUCUAAAGUAAUAACUGCUACAAGAGUAUGAGUAUUUAAUCUUACCUUUUUCCUCCUUUUCAGUAUUUGAAUGUAUACCAAUGCCUGAACCCUCUGUUCCCUAACAUCAUUAUGCAUAUUCUCCAUACUGAUCUCUAUACAUUUCCUAAAAAUCUGACAACGAUAAUUUGUUUAACAAUCAAGAGCUUCUUUACUUGUGAUCAUCUCCUUUAUUCUUGUGUUCUUAACCCUUUGGCCCCUGAGACUGAUCAACAUCUAAUUUCUCCUUACAAUAUCACCCCUGAAUCAAACAUUAAGGUAAUGAGAAUAGAAGAAAUAAUCACCAACUAAAGAAGCUCCUGAUUGUUAAACAAGUUCUCCUUGUCAGCAACUUGGGAAACGUGUCCAGAACAGUAUGGAGAAUAUGCAUACCGAUUUCAGGGUGUAAAUGGUUAAGGGUUUUUAGGGUUAAAUAAUCAUUAUUUUUAACAUUUCAACAGGAAAAGAUCUUUGCAAAGAAAAGAAAGGUAUGUUUCUAGGGUCUCCUUAUCAUCUGUCUUAUGUGAGGGAAAAGUCAUCACCUCAAUAACCCUUUAACUCCCAAGAUCUGAUUGUUAAUUCUCCCCUCUUGCUACUACACAUUUCCUUGUAAAUUGAUUAAGAGAAUUAGAUGUUCAGUGUACGUGGGUUUCUUUGGAACACUGAGGAGCAAUGAUUGGUUUGCAAGGACUAUUUUCUCCUUGUGCAAACUCACAUUCUAGAUAGGUUUAGAAAAAUGCUUCUUUCUAGUUACAGUCCUCUAUUGUUUUUCUGUAUCCCUUUUCAAUUCCCAGUAAAAUUAUAAUUUCUUCAUUAUGCCCCAUACAUUAAUUCUGUCAAUCCAUAAAUGCAAAAGGUGUUUUGGAAAGUUGUCCUAUAAAGAGAAGAAAUGCACUGUUUUGUACCACUUUUUGUCAAACUGUAAGAUUUAAGAUUGUAGAAAGGUCUACACCCUAUUCCCCAUCUGAAGCUGUUUUUACCUCUUUAUAUACCUUUAUAUAUGUACAAUUAUUACUCAGUGGUAAGUGAAGAGUAUUGUGUGAUUUACCUUCAUCUUUGUGAUGGUACCAUUUUUGUUUUAGGUCGUGGGGGUGUGAGAAAUGAAAGCCGCGCAGCUAAAGUUGCUCUGAUGAAGAUCAAGAUGAAAGCUACUGGAGAUUGUUCAAUUCCUCAGGUUUGUCAGGUCAAGUCCAUACAGAGCCAUUUUUAAUAAUAUCAAGGUUCAGAAAUACUCCAUAUGAUUUCACUUGUUUUGCUUCAAUGCUUCACUUGUCUGGUUCAAGAAGAUGUCAUCUACAUUAACCAAUCAGAUACAAAACUAGAAGCAUUUGACUCCUUUUAAAUUUUUCUUUGUCCUGGUCAGCUUUUAAGGGUUGCCUUCACCUUAGAUUUACCACGCUCAGCAGUUAUAUCUGAGUGUAACCUACUACCAUUGAGGACGCCCUUGACCCUGUACAACAUUAAGAGGUCCGGUGUUUAGCUAGGUGUUAGGAAACGUAAGGGUAACUUCAUAGCGUAAGGAGUUACCUUUAAUGGACUGGUAUCUAGUCCAGUAUGGUUGGCAAUAAUCCAAGUCACUUGGAGCCGGUUAUUGUACACGAGGUCUAACCCAGACCACAGUUUAACACAAUCAGUGCGCUUCAGGUUUUCUUUAUAAGAGGGUCGAUUUUGUUAAAUAAAUGUCCUUCCACUGUAAGCUUUCGGCCGACUUGACACUGUUCACGAAGAAAGGUCCACAGAAAGGUCCAACUAAAUUGAGGAUUAUUCAAGGCGCAGUUUUGGUAAAGAACGACUGAACUUUGUUUGAAGAAUCGGACCUUAAUGCUACAGAAACCAGGAUAAGUUGUAGCUCUAGAGAUGACCUCCAGGAUUGUAACACUGAGCCUCGAAUCAUUAACCCCUCGAUUAUUUGUGAAAACUGAUUUUUUUUCUGUCGUGCUGCUCCAUCAUUUGCUGACCACUCCUGAGCCAACUUGACAGACCCAUCAGCGAACUUUCUGCCUUUUUGUUGCGCCCAAUGUUAGAAAAAGUCUGCUUUCCUUUUUCUUAGGAGGAACGAAUCUAUCUCAGAGUUCUCAUGCCUCUUGGUAAUAAAGAACGAGAAUAUCCAAUGUACUUCUCCAAGGUGAGAACAACACAAAAGACAAUUACGUUAGUAUCUUGUGCCUUUUUUCCUUUCCUUUCUGUUACGUUAAUAACUCGCACAAUGUUUCCUUUCUUUUCUGUUUGUUUGUUACGUUCGUAUCCCGCGCACUGUUUCUUUUCUUCUCUGUUUGUUUAUGUUAGUAUCUCGCGCAUUGUUUCUUUUCUUCUCUGUUUGUUUAUGUUAGUAUCUCGCGCACUGUUUUCUUUUCUUCUCUGUUUGUUUAUGUUAGUAUCUCGCGCACUGUUUUCUUUUCUUUUCUGUUUGUUUGUUACGUAAGUAUCUCGCGCACUGUUUUCUUUUCUGUUUGUUUGUUACGUAAGUAUCUCGCGCACUGUUUUCUUUCUUUUCUGUUUGUUUGUUACGUAAGUAUCUCGCGCACUGUUUUCUUUCUUUUCUGUUUGUUUGUUACGUUAGUAUCUCGCGCACUGUUUUCUUUUCUGUUUGUUUGUUACGUAAGUAUCUCGCGCACUGUUUUCUUUUCUGUUUGUUUGUUACGUUAGUAUCUCGCGCACUGUUUUCUUUCUUUUCUGUUUGUUUGUUACGUUAGUAUCUCGCUGUUUUUCUUUUCUGUUUUUUUUUCUUUCUGUUUGUUUGUUACGUUUUCUCGUUUCGCGCACUGUUUUCUUUUUUUCUUUUUGUUUUACGUUAGUAUCUCGCGCACUGUUUUUGUUUUCUUUUCUGUUUGUUUGUUACGUUAGUAUCUCGCGCACUGUUUUGUUUUCUUUUCUGUUUGUUUGUUACGUUAGUAUCUCGCGCACUGUUUUUCUUUUCUGUUUGUUUGUUUGUAUCUCGCGCACUGUUUGUUUUCUUUUCUGUUUGUUUGUUACGUUAGUAUCUCGCGCACUUUUUUUCUUUUCUGUUUUUUGUUUCGUUUUUCUGUUUUCUUUUGUUUUUGUUUGUUACGUUAGUAUCUCACUGUUUUUUCUUUUCACUGUUUUUUCUUUUCUGUUUUCUUUUUUUUUUCUGUUUGUUUGUUACGUUAGUAUCUCGCGCACUGUUUUUUUCUUUUCGUUUGUUUUUCGUUUUUCUCUUUUGUUUUCUUUUCUGUUUGUUUGUUACGUAAGUAUCUCGCACUGUUUUCUUUUCUGUUUGUUUGUUACGUUAGUAUCUAUCGCGCUUUUUUUUUUCUUUUGUUUUUUUCUUUCUUUUCUGUUUGUUUGUUCGUUUCGUAUCUGUUUUCUUUUCUGUUUGUUUGUUACGUUAGUAUCUCGCGCACUGUUUUUUUUUUUUUCUUUUUUUUGUUUUGUUACGUUGUAUCUUGUUUUCUUUUUCUGUUUGUUUUUUCUGUUUGUUUUUCUUUUCUUUUUGUUUGUUUGUUACGUUUUUCUUUUUUUCUUUUCUUUUCUGUUUGUUUUUGUUUACGUUUUUCUUUCUUUUCACUUUUUCUUUCUUUUCUGUUUGUUUGUUACGUUCGUAUCUCGCGCACGUUUUUUUUUUUCUUUUUUUUGUUUGUUUGUUACGUUCGUAUCUCGCGCACUUUUUUUUUCUUUUCUGUUUGUUUGUUACGUUUGUAUAUUUUUUUUUCUUUUUGUUUGUUUUUCUGUUUGUUUUUACUUUUUUCUUUUCUUUUCUGUUUGUAUCUCGCGCAUCUCGUUUUUUUUCUUUCUUUUCUGUUUGUUUGUUACGUUCGUAUCUAGCCCACUGUUUCUUUUCUUUUCUGUUUGUUUGUUACGUUCGUUUCUCGCGCACCGUUUCUUUUCUUUUCUGUUUGUUUGUUACGUAAGUAUCUCGCGGACUGUUUUCUUUUCUUUUCUGUUUGUUUGUUACGUUAGUAUCUCGCGGACUGUUUUCUUUUCUUUUCUGUUUGUUUAUUACGUUAGUAUCUCGCGCACUGUUUUCUUUUCUUUUCUGUUUGUUUGUUACGUAAGUAUCUCGCGGACUGUUUUCCUUUCUUUUCUGUUUGUUUGUUACGUUUGUAUCUCGCGCACUUUUUUCUUUCUUUUCUGUUUGUUUGUUACGUUUGUAUCUCGCGCACUUUUUUCUUUCUUUUCUGUUUGUUUGUUACGUUCGUAUCUAGCCCACUGUUUCUUUUCUUUUCUGUUUGUUUGUUACGUUAGUAUCUCGCGCACCGUUUCUUUUCUUUUCUGUUUGUUUGUUACGUAAGUAUCUCGCGGACUGUUUUCUUUUCUUUUCUGUUUGUUUAUUACGUAAGUAUCUCGCGCACUGUUUUCUUUUCUUUUUCUGUUUGUUUGUUACGUAAGUAUCUUGCGGACUGUUUUCUUUUCUUUUCUGUUUGUUUAUUACGUUAGUAUCUCGCGCACUGUUUUUUUUCUUUUCUGUUUGUUUGUUACGUUUUUUCGCGCACUUUUUUUUCUUUUUGUUUGUUUGUUACGUUCGUAUCUAGCCCACUGUUUUCUUUUCUUUUCUGUUUGUUUGUUACGUUCGUUUUAGUUUCUUUUCUUUUCUGUUUGUUUGUUACGUAAGUUUCGCGGACUGUUUUUUUUUUUCUGUUUGUUUGUUACGUUAGUAUCUCGCGGACUGUUUUCUUUUCUUUUCUGUUUUUUUAUUUUUCUGUUUUUCUUUUCUGUUUGUUUGUUACGUAAGUAUCUCGCGGACUGUUUUCCUUUCUUUUCUGUUUGUUUGUUACGUUUGUAUCUCGCGCACUUUUUUCUUUCUUUUCUGUUUGUUUGUUACGUUUGUAUCUCGCGCACUUUUUUCUUUCUUUUCUGUUUGUUUGUUACGUUCGUAUCUAGCCCACUGUUUCUUUUCUUUUCUGUUUGUUUGUUACGUUAGUAUCUCGCGCACCGUUUCUUUUCUUUUCUGUUUGUUUGUUACGUAAGUAUCUCGCGGACUGUUUUCUUUUCUUUUCUGUUUGUUUAUUACGUAAGUAUCUCGCGCACUGUUUUCUUUUCUUUUUCUGUUUGUUUGUUACGUAAGUAUCUUGCGGACUGUUUUCUUUUCUUUUCUGUUUGUUUAUUACGUUAGUAUCUCGCGCACUGUUUUCUUUUCUUUUCUGUUUGUUUGUUACGUUAGUAUCUCGCGCACUGUUUUCUUUCUUUUCUGUUUGUUUGUUACGUUAGUAUCUCGCGCACUGUUUCUUUUCUUUUCUGUUUGUUUGUUACGUAAGUAUCUCGCGCACUGUCUUUCUUUUCUGUUUGUUUGUUACGUUAGUAUCUCGCGCACUGUUUUCUUUUCUUUUCUGUUUGUUUGUUACGUUAGUAUCUCGCGCACUGUUUUCUUUUCUUUUCUGUUUGUUUGUUACGUUAGUAUCUCGCGCACUGUUUUAUCUCUUCUAUUUGUUUGUUACGUUAGUACCUCGCGCUCUGUUUCCUUUCUUUUCUGUUUGUUUAUUACGUAAGUAUCUCGCGCACUGUUUCCUUUCUUUUCCGUCGGUUACGUUAGUAUCUCGCGCUUUGUUUGCUCUUUUUUUGUUUGUUACGUUCGUAUCUCGCGCACUGUUUCUUUUCUUUCCUGUUUGUUUGUUACUUUAGUAUCUCGCGCUCAGUUUACUUUUUUUUCUGUUUGUUUGUUACGUAAGUAUCUCGCGCUCUGUUUCCUUGUCUGUUGGUUUGUUACGUUAGUAUUUCACGCACAGUUUCCUUUCUUUUCAGGUUGUUUGUUAGGUUAUUUUCUCGCGCUCUGUUUCUUUUCUUUUCUGAUCGUUUGCUGCGUUAGUAUCUCGUACAUUGUUUUCUUUCUUUGAUUGUUACGUUAUUAUCUUGUACAGUGUUUUUUCUUCCUCUUUCUUUAUUGUGUUAGUAUAUCACGACUUCUUUUCUCGUUUCUGUUUACCUUAAAGUUUUUUCAACAAAGGCUGGUGAGUGUAAGUCCGGAUGACUUUUUCUGGGCCCACUCACUUCAGCCUAUCUAGUCAUACACACUUUAAGUUUCAUUAUGGUUUUCUCUGGGAUUGCGUGCGCGGGGCCGGUUUGGUUAAAUGAUAAUCUGCAAUAGAUUGAGGAAUCAUGCAGAGAGAGAUAAAGGGAGACCUUAUUACUUUUACGUGUUCACUAUGAAGGGCGUCUUUUCACUGAACUCUCCAGUCCUAUUAGCCGCUGAGUGUGAUGGUACUUGCCAAAUGAGAACUACUGGAUACUUUAGUAUUCAUGCUCAACGGAUGUGAAUGUAGCGAGAAAAACGAAAAUGUCAUAACUUUUCAGUAAUUUUCGGUUUGAACUUUAGUACUGGACGGUGGGAAAAGUCAUCGACAAAAUUGCGGUCACUGCAAGACUGAAAAAUGAUAAUAACAAGGCAGUAGCAAAGGUAAGAACUGUCUAACGGCCUAAUACUGUUCCGUGUGAAAUGUUAGGAAGCAUGAGCUUACUUAAUGUUGCGUCCUUGUUGCUUGUUUUGAUUGAAUCACUGAUUGAUCGAGGUUUAAAAACCCUGUUCGUCCAACCUCUUGUUCCUUGAUCUUUCUUCAUUUUGUUUUCGUCUUCCGGACUUACGAACUUCACCCAUAAGGGUCACAUGAUUCACAUUGCUAUUUCAUCCCCUCCCCUCCCCGUUCCUUUACAAUGCUGUUAUGUUCUAGAGAAGAUGAUCCUCGUUAUUUUAACCCUUUGGCCCCUGAAAGUGACUGGUUUCUAAUUUCUCCUUACGGUAGCCACCUUGAAUCAAAUGUAGGUCAUGAGAAUAAAGGAAAUGAUCACUAACACAAGAAGCUCCUAAUGGGUUAAAAACAAAUUCUCCUUGUCAGUACCAUGGGAAAUGUAUCGAAUACCGUACAGAGAGGAUGAAGAAGAGAAGGGAUGGCGCAAAUGCGAGAGCGCUCGCCUCCCACCAUUGUAGCCUGGGUUCGAUUUGCGGACCUGGUGUCACGUGGGUUGAGUUUGUUGUUGGUUCUCGUCCUUGCUCCUAAGGUUUUUCUCCAGACCUCCGGUUUUCCUCCCUCCUCAAAACCAACGUUCUGAAUUCUAAUUCGACAUGGAAACAGUGGAUAAGAAGAGCCAAUUAAUGGAUUGUCUACUGCGAAAUCCAUUUCUUUGUUAUUUAAAUCCCAUCUAAAGGGUGUGAAGGAGUAAAGUCCCAGUGGUUUAUUAUGGAAGCAUUAUGGAAACCCACCAAUGAUUACUACCUGUCGCCAGAUAUAUAUAUAUAUAUAUAUAUAUAUAUAUAUAUAUAUAUAUUUCAAAGCUUGCCUCUUUACGUUUUCGAGCCUUUACGCUUAAAUCAGCCUCUAAUUGCAAUAUUGUAAUUCUCAAUCUUAUUAGAAGCUACGACUGUUCCACGGAAGUUCUGGAGAUGUUCUAGACUUACAAAAUCCUUUGGAACAUUUUCAGACGCAAGAUAAUUGCCCAGUGUUAAGUGGAAGCACAGUUGUUUUAGAAUAUGUGGAUGAACAAUGCACUCAACUGCUUACAAAUCGAGACAAAUAUCCCACGUGAACG
Messenger RNA from Pocillopora meandrina, 10145 nucleotides. Lineage: Eukaryota; Metazoa; Cnidaria; Anthozoa; Scleractinia; Pocilloporidae. The record is from the annotation of a GenBank genome assembly.